Molecule: messenger RNA, 816 nt
Organism: Arxiozyma heterogenica
Lineage: Eukaryota; Fungi; Ascomycota; Saccharomycetes; Saccharomycetales; Saccharomycetaceae
Product: putative amidotransferase
Exons: 1
Coding region: 1-816 (271 amino acids)
Cellular component (GO): nucleus; cytosol
Source: RefSeq, a predicted model, not a curated record
AUGACAAAGAGUAGGAAGAAGAUCGCUGUAUUUCAUACAGAUCAUGCAGCUGAAUGGACCCAUCCAUAUGGAACAUUCGAUCAAAUGACAAUCAAGUUGUUAGAUGAGACUGUACCAUAUACGUUAUCAAGGGAGGAUGUAACAUACAAGGUUUUUGAUAUAUAUAACGGCGAUAUUCCAACCAGUGAGAAAUUAAAUAGUGACGAAUAUAUGGGUAUAUUUAUCACUGGAUCAAGGUACGAUUCAUUUUCAGAGGAUACAGAUUGGAUUAUUAGAUUAAGAGAGCUUUUGGUUGAAUUGUUAUUAACUGAUGAGGGUAACGAUAAAAGUAAAGAUAUGAGUGUUAAUGCCCCACCUAUUGUUGGUAUAUGUUUUGGGCAUCAAGUGAUUGCACAUGCAUUGGGUGGUAGAGUAGAUAGAAAUCCUUUGGGUUAUGAAGGAGGUGUUGUUCCAAUUGAUUUGAAUGAGAUUGGUGUCAAAUUGUUUGGCCAAAACCAGAUUAAUCUUUCAAUGGUACAUAACGACGCGGUCUUAGAGUUACCUAAACAUGACCCAUCUAUUGUCAACUGGGGAAGUACAAAACGUUGUUCAAUCCAGGGGUUCUAUAAACCAGGGCGUUUAUUGACAUUUCAAGGACACCCUGAAUUUGUCUCAGAGGUAGCUAAACGUGGCUGGGAAAAGAAUUUAUCCAAUCCAAAUUCAAAGUUUAGUGAGAAACAAGUCGAGGAAAUGGAAAGAUUUACAUCAUCAUUAGAGAAUCAUGGAUAUACUGUAGCUGCAGAGGCUAUUUGGAAGUUAUUUAUCAACGAAAUAUAA